Messenger RNA from Heterocephalus glaber (naked mole-rat), 4194 nucleotides. RefSeq names its product cyclin D1 (gene Ccnd1). NCBI's taxonomy places the organism in Eukaryota, Metazoa, Chordata, Mammalia, Rodentia, Bathyergidae. The record is from RefSeq and is a predicted model, not a curated record.
GAGUUUUGUUGAAGUUGCAAAGUCCGGGAGCCUCCAGAGGGCUGUCGGCGCAGCAGCAGCGAGCAGCACAGUCCGCGCGCUCCGGUGAGGGGCAGAAGAGCGCAAGGGAACGCGGACCGAGCCCAGACGCUUAGCCCUUUCCAGGCGGACAGGCAGAGCCCCCGCUAUGGAACACCAGCUCCUGUGCUGCGAGGUGGAGACCAUCCGCCGCGCGUACCCGGACACCAACCUCCUCAAUGACCGGGUGUUGCGAGCCAUGCUGAAGGCGGAGGAGACCUGCGCGCCCUCCGUGUCCUACUUCAAGUGUGUGCAGAAGGAAAUCCUGCCGUCCAUGCGGAAGAUCGUGGCUACCUGGAUGCUGGAGGUCUGCGAGGAGCAGAAGUGCGAGGAGGAGGUCUUCCCGCUGGCCAUGAACUACCUGGACCGCUUCCUGUCGUUGGAGCCUCUAAAGAAGAGCCGCCUCCAGCUGCUGGGGGCCACCUGCAUGUUCGUGGCCUCCAAGAUGAAGGAGACCAUCCCCCUGACGGCCGAGAAGUUGUGCAUCUACACUGACAACUCCAUCCGGCCCGAAGAGCUGCUGCAAAUGGAGCUGCUCCUGGUGAACAAACUCAAGUGGAACCUGGCUGCCAUGACCCCCCAUGAUUUCAUCGAACACUUCCUGUCCAAAAUGCCAGAGGCUGAGGAGAACAAACAGAUCAUCCGCAAACACGCACAGACUUUUGUCGCCCUGUGUGCUACAGACGUGAAGUUCAUUUCCAACCCACCCUCCAUGGUGGCAGCUGGAAGCGUGGUGGCCGCAGUACAAGGCCUGCACCUGGGUAGCCCCAACAACUUCCUGACCUGCUACCGCCUGACGCACUUCCUCUCCAGAGUGAUCAAGUGUGACCCGGACUGCCUGCGUGCCUGCCAGGAGCAGAUCGAGGCCCUGCUGGAGUCCAGCCUGCGCCAGGCCCAGCAGAAUUUGGACCCCAAGGCCACAGAGGAAGAGGAGGAAGAGGAGGAGGAGGUGGACCUGGCCUGCACACCCACUGACGUGCGGGAUGUGGACAUCUGAGGCGCGGCUGCUGCCAGGGUGCGGAGCAGUGGCCAGCAGCCCCCCGAGGGAAGAGCCAGUCCCAGCUGCUCCUCUGACCAGGUCCCUCUUCUCUGGGACAUUUUGCUACCAGAAGGGAAAGUUUCAUUCUCCUUGUUGGUUUUUGUUCCUUUGCUCUUUCUCCCUUCCAUCUCUGACUUAAACAAAAGAAAAAAUAACCUGAAAAACCUUAAAAAAAGAGAGAGUGAAAGAGAGAGGAUAGACUUUCAUGACCCUGAGUGGGGGGAGGUGAGUUGUGCUACAAAAUAGAGGCUUUUAUACCCCAGUAAUCAACUAGUUUUUAUAUUAAUGUGCUUGUGUCUCUGGUAAGAAAUAGAUUAACACACAAGAAGUCUCCAGGGAGGACUAGAUUUGAUUCCUCAUGUUUUUUUUUUUUUUUAAAAAAAGGCAUAAAAACAUUUUAAAAGAGAAAAAUCGCAACAAACCAUUUUUAAAGUAGAAGAGGGUUUUAGCUAGAAACAUGUAUUCUUGUGCACUCGCAGGAUGUGCAUCUCGGUGUGGUCCUGGGAGUUCCUGUCCCUGCUUGUUCGGCCGUGUAGUCACUUGAUAAGUCACAUGUAUGUUCAUUUAUCUCGUAGCUAGGUAGAUAUAUAACCUCUUCACCUUAUGGAUGGUUGAUGCAAUCUCUCAGUCAGCGUAGCAGACUGUGGCAUCCUUUUGUGCUCGGUCUGUGCCCAAGGACCCUCAUCAGGGCCGGGCUUGCCGGGUACCAGCCAGUCUCAAGGUAGUAGGAAAGGCCAGCUGACCCCUUCCUGCAACACGCUACUGUAGAGAGAAAAUGAAAUAGUGACAUAAUAUAUUCUAUUUUUAUAAUCUGCCUAUUUUUGUAGUUAUCUGUUUAUGAGAUGCUGGUUUUUUUCACCCAGUGCCCUGCUGCCUGCUCACAACCAGGUUAAAUUCAUAGCUACUUUUUUUUUCUUUUCUAUUAUUGUUGUUUUGGUUUUCCUUCUCUGUAUUCUGAAACCAUUCCAUUUCAAAGCACUUUGGGUCCAGUAGUUAGAGGCAAUAUCGCUGUUGAUGUUGUGCAUGCGGGGUGGGGGGGCGAAUUUUUAAUGGAAUGGUUCAGGAAUAUUCACGUACUUGUAUGCAAACAGGAUUGCUAAGCAAGUGCAUGUCACUGCGGGGUUAGCGAGAGGGGGAUGUUUUUUGAAGGUUUUGUUCCAGUCAAGAAGAAACAGAUCCGCAUUCUCAACAUUGCCAGGAUGAUAGAGAAGUUCCUGUCCGGUAGAGAAAUUGACUUUCAUAGGAAUCCUUUGGUGCCAGCUGGUGUUUGAAAUUAGGGACCUCAAAGGUUUACCUAGGGAGCAAGUAGUUUAAGGGUUACUUUUAGAUGUUUCAUGAUGGAAGGUUUUUAAACACUAAAAUAUAUAAUUUAUAGUUAAGGCUAAAAAGAAUAUUUAUUGCAGAGGGUGCUCAUGAGGCCAGUAUGAUUUAUAAAGUAAUGCAAUCUCCCCUUGAUUUAAACACACACAAACCUUUCUGCCUUUGGUGUCACAGGCUUAAUACAGUUUACGGAAGAUUGGUCCCUUUGUAGGCAAGGGAGAAAAUCUCAAGAUGAACCACCCAAGACACGGAUUCGGCCUGUUUGGCAUUUCCCAAAGUGGUCUGAUCUGCGAAUCAUCCAGGAAAUUUAGGGUACUUGAAUGAGUUCAAUUCCAGCACACUCUUAUCCCCUGCCCCUCCUUUAGAAAACAAAAAGUUGGUAACAGGUAGACAAUUUGCACAUCUUGGCUCUGUCGCUUUUUGUGUAGGAAGUGUUGAAGGGAAGUGGCGAGAGCGUGAGGCUGAGGCUGGAGAGAGGAUGGGGGGCGGGGGAGGAAGUGUGGGCGGGAAGAGGGACGGGGCAGUGACCCCGUGAGGGACAGGCUGCAGCUCCGUUUCUUAAUGCGCUGCUACCGAUGACUUCCCGGCACGGUUCGGAAACAAACUCACAUCGCUUCUCUGUGUCUCUUUCACAUUGUUUUGCUGCUAUUGGAGGAUCAGAUUUUUUUGUUGUUUUACAAUGUCAUAUACUGCCAUGUUCCUGUUUUAAUUUCCUCGUAGAAAAUUGUAUUCCAGAUUCCCUUGUUUUGUAGUUGUUUUUUUUUAUGUGAUCAAUUUUGACUUGAUGUGAUUACUGCUCUAUUCCAAAAAGGUCCCUGUUCACAAUACCUCAUGCUUCACUUAGCCAUGUGCAGACCCAAUGGUUGGGCUCUGUCUACCUUGGUGGACAGACACACAGAUAAGAUAGCAAGACUGGGCCUGGUGGGAACCGGCCAUGGCCUGGUCCGCGAGACCCACAUAGGAUCUUCCCCUGCGCCUGUCGUGUGGGGCUGUUCACCUAUCUGGGAUGUACCAUCGUAGUAUGACAGCUGUAUCAUUCUGUAUGUGUAGUUAUGAACAUUGCAUUAUUAUUAUUAUUAUUAUUGUUAUUAUUAUUAUUAUUAUUAUAACCAGUCUGUCUUACGUGCCACUGUGGUGCUGGGCCCGUAGGACUCUUGUCAUUCGGGAUGAUUGAAAUUGCUUCUGGAAUUUGUUCAGGUUUUGGGUGUGUUAAUCUGUUGUUAUUGUACUAGUGUUCUGUCUGUUGUUGUUUUGUUAAUUACGGCAUAAUGCUAAUUUAAAAGAGACUCCAAAUCUCAAUGGAGCCAGCUCACAAUGCUGUGUGCCCAAGAGUCCCCUAGCAAGCUGCCGAACCAAAAGGAUAUGUGCCCCCAAGGGGGGGUGUCUGUGCCAGAGGCCAUUGGGAGGUGCAUGGCUGUCCCUCCGCCCCUCCGGAUCACUGCUUCUGCUUACCUCAACCAUUCUGGCUGUGACGUCUCUAUGUCUGAACCGAGCGGGGUCCAUGAGGGACGGUGUGUCCAUGGUGGUGGGUGAGGGCAGACAUCUUCAGUACUGUGUGCCAAAAGCCCAAAGGCUGGUGGCAGGUCCACGGAGCACAGCAGAGUCUGUCCUGUGAUCCGAACGUCUGUGAGGGUCUCUGGUUGGCAAGCAGUUUGGGUCUGUGCUUUGGUGGACACACCUCAGCGCUUCCCAGCAUGGACAUGUAACCGGCACGUUUCCAGCAGAAAACAAAAAGACAAACGUGAAAAAGUCUAGAAAUAAAAUUGGUAAAAGCCCCA